AUGAAAGACUGUGACGGGAAGUAUCGUGAAGAAUGCUCUGAAGAAGGUUGUGGCUGUAUGGAGUUCGAUCCAGCUGACAGUGAGCCUGCAACAUUAUUGGAAUUCAUGGAAAAAAUCUUGAGUAAUGCAACUCCCAGUACUCAACAUGGCAAAUCAAGCACAAUCGAUGUACUUAUACCCCUAGUUGACCGUGAGGAAACCUUGAAGAAGUCCAUGGAUAUUGUCCACUCAAAUAUAGAAAGAUUGUUGAGAACAAAGCCUCCCAAAACUGUUCCAAAGGCAGAUCAGACAAUCAUCUUAUGUGCUGGAACAGCUGGUAUAGGGAAAACACGGUAUGGCAGAGAAUUGUAUUCUGCACUUGAAGCCACAAAGCAACAUACUUGGAAUAAGAUGUGUGACAUGUUGAGCAAAUGCGAACAUAAGUUGAUGACCAAUGUUGAGGAAGUGGAGCAACUAGUUGCAAACUCAUACUCAGUGACUAAGUUUGAGAGGCCACCUAUUCCACAUUAUGAGUACAUCAUGAUUGAUUUCAGCAAUGGUAUGAUAUUGAGUGAUAAAGAGGAGCAACUCUCAGCUGAGGUUAUUCUUUCUCUACGUGUUGCCUUUGUCUUUUUCAUUUGGGGCAAAUAUCAGAUGAGUUUUUCAGAGUUCCGUCAUGAAGCACUUCAGCAUAAUAAUAAAGGACUUUUCAAAUUCCCAAUUGUUGUCGAAAGUAUUCGAAAUAGGCUGAACCUUGUUAUCAACCAAUAUUUGUUCUUAUUCAUUCACCUUGAUGAGGUUCAGUUGAUCUUGAGUUCAAAGUGGAAUGGCCCCUUUGAGAGAAAAGCACCAGCUAUUUCAGAUAUUCUUCCUUCUGAUACAGACCCACCCACAAUGCAAGGAAUGUGUUUCCUCAAAGACAUCUUAUUCCAUCUUGGGAAUUACAUGAUUGAUCAAACUUCCAAUAUCUUCAUCCAGACAUUUAUCUCUGGAACUGCACGGUCAAAGGUGCUUGAAGCAACCAAGCCCACACUUUACAAUAUUGCUCCUAUAAGAUGUCCAAUGUUAUCAAUCAGCUCUUGCAUCUUCAUCCUGAAACAUUUUAUGAAUCUUCUUAAUAUUGCAGAUCAUCUAUGGGUACCCCACUUCUGGCUCCUUGAGCUUCUAUCAGACACAGGUGGCCUCCCACGGGCAUUACAGUAUUUCCUGGAGGAGCUUUUUGGUGUGGGACUUCAAAGAAAGGAAGAUUUCCUUAACAAUCUCCAAAAGCUCCACACCAAAAAACAUUAUUUCAAUAAACUAGUAUUGAUGCUUGAUGGGAGAUAUGCUCUUGAAUCCUUCGCUGAAAAAAACCAAGCACUCAUCUGUGAGCUUAUUCGUCGAUGUAUCUGCCAAAUUUCAUCAAGAAGGAGUGAAACUGUACCACACAGUGAUCCUCUGAGGACUUUUGAUGAUCUGGAGAGUGAGUUGCACAUGAUUCUUGAGGACCAAGAUGACUGCGACAAAAAAGUUCUAGUUCAAAUCCCAUUUCUUUUCCUUCAUUCAUAUAACAAGGCCAUUCUUGAGGGGAACAAAUCUUUACAACAUGGGUUUGUACAAAACUGGUAUGGAGAAUAUAAGGCCUUUGAAGAAUUUUGUGUUGAGUACACAGCUUAUUGUACUAAUAUUUUUGUUGACUGUGGCUUUGUUGAAAUGAACCUCGGAGAAUUUUUUUGUGAUGCUUAUGGUCAGAGAGAAGUCUUGGAAUUGCCUAUCAGACUCAAAAAGCUGGCCUUAGUCAAAGCUAGACACCAUUUUCCAACCUUCAAACUGUCAACCAUUGACAGUAAUGAGAUAGAUUGGCAAGGCCACUUCCUGAUUGUUAAUGCUCAAGGGGCUGAGUUUUCAGAUGCUGUUUUUACUGUCAAAAAUGCCAAUCGCAAUGAUGAGGAAGAGGAACUUUAUCAAAAACUCAUAAGUGGCAAGAUUACUGCUGGCAACAAUAAUAAUAAUCAGGUUGUGACCAGAAAUACUGCAUCAAACCUUGGAUGGGUUUUGUUUGAUGACUGCAAAAUGGAUGUUACCAUGGGGCUUCAAAUGAAGAACUGGAUAUCAACAGAUAUCACUUUGAUUGACAUCCAAUCAGAGCACACCAAAAACAUCAAUACCAUCAAGAAACUAAGAGGUUCUUCACUGUACAGUAGCAUGACAUGGCAUCACAUCAUCACAGUACUAAUCACUACUGCCAAGUUCAAAGAUGAUCCCAAAAAUAUACCCAAAGACUGCCUGUUGAUAUGCCAUGCAAAUUAUCAUGAUUACUUUGGUGACCCUUUUAGCAGCCGAGCCAUUCUGUUUGAGAUGAAGAACAACAACCCAAACUAUGCUGACAAAGACAUUUUGAUAAAGAAGCACAAAUUUAAGGAAGAUGACGCCCAAGCCAUCAUAGAAAAUAGACCCUAUGCUUCACCGGAAGACAUCUUGAGGGUGGUUCCUGCGGCUAAACGGAAAGUCAUUGAGAGUUGGAAUUAUGCUCCUAUUGGAGAUAAUAAUAAUAUUGAUACAAACUAUCCUAAAAAGAAACAAAGAGUAUGA
Messenger RNA from Paraglomus brasilianum, 2550 nucleotides. The record is from the annotation of a GenBank genome assembly. NCBI's taxonomy places the organism in Eukaryota, Fungi, Glomeromycota, Glomeromycetes, Paraglomerales, Paraglomeraceae.